AUGUCUCCGAAUGUUCUUGUAAUAGCAGGCGCAAGUGGCUCUGGGAAGUCUACGAUAGUCAGGCACAUACUGAGGAAGUACUCUGGGCUGUUCAGGGCUUCUGUCUCGUAUACGACGAGAAUCCCCCGGGAGAGGGAAGUUAACGGGGUAGACUACCACUUUGUGACGCAGGAAGUCUUUCUAAGGAAAGUCCAGGCGGGAGAGUUCGUGGAGCAUGCAGAGUACGCUGGAAACUUCUACGGGACAGGAAAAGAGUACUCCUGCCCCGGGGAAGAGAAAGUUCUCCUCCUGGAAAUUGAGAAGAAAGGCGUCCAAAGCAUAAAGUCCUCGGGAAUGGAUGCAGUGUAUAUGUACAUAUACGCCCCCAUGAGUGUCCUCCACGAGAGAAUCUCCCAGCGAGCGAUAAUCACGCAGGACGAGCUCAGCCGGAGGCUUAUGAAGGCAAAGGAGGAAAACAUGUACGGGAGUACGUCUGAGUUUGACGUACUCGUAGAGAACAAUCUCCUGGAAGAGGCACUUUCUAAGGUUGAUGACUUCAUAGAAAGGACUUGGAAAGUGCAGAGGGCGUGA
Molecule: messenger RNA, 570 nt
Organism: Nematocida major
Lineage: Eukaryota; Fungi; Microsporidia
Product: guanylate kinase
Exons: 1
Coding region: 1-570 (189 amino acids)
Cellular component (GO): cytosol
Molecular function (GO): GMP kinase activity
Source: RefSeq, a predicted model, not a curated record